CGGACCCGGACCCGGGGCCGCAGCCGCCGCCGCCGCCGCCGUCUGGGGACGGGCCGGGGAGCAGGAGGAGGAGCGGCGUCCCCACGGCCACCCUGGUGCAAGCCCGCGGUGCGGCCCUGCUCGCCACCGCUCGUCGCCGCCAUGAGCGCCGGGCAAGCCGCGGGGGAGGAGGCGGACGCCGCCGCCGCUUCGCCGACACUUCCCAGGGUGCUCUCGGCGCUCUUCUACGGGACGUGCUCUUUCCUCAUCGUGCUGGUCAACAAGGCGCUCCUCAGCGCCUACAGCUUCCCAUCACCAAUGUUUCUUGGAAUUGGACAGAUGGCAGCCACUAUACUUAUCUUGUAUGUGUCAAAACUAAAUAAGAUUGUUCACUUCCCUGAUUUUGACAAAAGUAUACCUGUGAAGUUAUUUCCUCUGCCUCUGAUUUAUGUUGGAAACAACUUAAGUGGAUUAUCAAGUACCAGCAAACUCAGUUUGCCGAUGUUUACAGUGCUCAGGAAGUUUGCCAUUCCACUUACUUUACUGCUGGAAAUCAUCAUACUUGGGAAACGGUACCCACUGAAUAUUAUAGUCAGCGUAUUUGCCAUCAUUCUUGGGGCUUUCAUAGCCGCUGGGUCUGAUCUGUCUUUCAAUCUGGAGGGCUAUAUGUUUGUGUUGCUAAAUGAUAUCUUCACAGCAGCAAAUGGAGUUUAUACAAAGCAGAAAAUUGAUCCAAAGGAGCUGGGAAAAUAUGGUGUCCUGUUUUAUAAUGCUUGUUUCAUGGUGAUUCCAACAGUUAUUAUUAGCUUUUCUACUGGAGAUUUUCAGCAGGCAACACAUUUCCAGCACUGGACAAAUGUUUUAUUUGUCUUUCAAUUUAUUCUUUCCUGCUUGUUGGGGUUUCUCUUGAUGUAUUCUACUGUCCUGUGCAGUCAUUACAAUUCUGCACUCACAACAACAGUAGUUGGUGCAAUCAAGAAUAUAUCCGUUGCUUACAUCGGAAUGUUGAUUGGUGGAGAUUACAUAUUCUCCAUGUUAAACUUUGUAGGGCUAAAUAUUUGCAUGGCAGGAGGACUGAGUUACUCAUUUUUAACAUUAAGAGGAAACAGCAAGCCUGCACAACCUGGGGAUGAAGAGAAUGCACUCACAGUGUCAAAGACUUAGACAAAAUGCCUGCCUUGAAAGAGACUGAAGAUACAAGUUGGUUUAGCAUUGCCAAGACCUUAAAUAAGUAUAUGCUGGAACAUAUUUGGAGCAACAACAAAAAAAAUCUACCUCAGUUUUCACAGAUUCACACAAUUCACUGGCUCAGAAAUAUUCUUGCGCACCAUUUUUUUUUACAUGCAAGCUAGUUUGAUUUUAGCCUUUUCUUCUUAAUCUGAAAGCCAUUUUGUAGGAAGGAAUGCUAUGAGCCAGUCUUAAGUUGUAAAUUUCUGCAUUUACCUGUACUUGGUGCUAUUUCAACAAGAUCUUUGAGCUUUGUUUCAGUGGCUGCCUGUAGUCUCUUCAGGCAAAAUUCCCUGUAAAGAUCAUGAGGCUUGAUUCACCAUUGCCUUAUGCCAUAUGCAAACCUAGAUAUCACUGAGGAGAUGAAAGAUCCUAGUGGUUCAGAUUGAUUUCACACAUACAUGUGCUCUUGAGUAAGUGAUUAGAAAGUAUGGAGCAAAGAGGGUAUUUGCCCCCAGAUUGUUCCCUGUGUAAGUGUCAACUAAAAAAUUCAGGCUAUGUCCGUGUAUGUACGUUGUGUAGGCAUUCUGUCUCUGUGUUUUUCUCAUCCUCAAUCACACUAUGGUGUUCUGCAGAAAUUGUCACUGUUGUUAUAAAUGAACCCUCAUAACUUUGCAGCAGAUCAAGGAGAGUAGGGAAAUGACAGGGGAUAUUUUAAUAUUUGAAGAUUCUGUGUGUGUGUGUGUGUCUGUGAGCCAGUACUGAAAAAUCUAUUUUUGUUAAGGUACAUUUUUCUUUUUAUAUCACAUUCCCCUCCUCUCACCUUUUAUCUGCAACCACCUUGCUGCAGACAAGUGGUGCUACUAUGUACAAACAUAGUAGGAAAGAGAAACAUACAUAUGUGGAAGACUGACUUGUGUUUAAAUAAGGAGAAAUGCUAGUGUCCUGUUGUGUCUUAUAUGUACAGUAAAAGCUUAUCUGGUACUCAUUUAUGCUUUCUGUUCUAAGCAAGGAAUCAUAAUGAGCCUGGGGAUGACUACAGUAGGCUCAGCAGGUACAGUGGUUAAGAGGCCCACACUGAUGGUCUGAUUGAUCAUCUGGGACAAUAACACCCUUAUCUAUAUUUCAAUAACACCUGUAUCUGUAUUUCCUUCCUUGAAAAUACUUGACAAUGCUUACCUGUUUCUCUGAGGUUAAACUGUUAACCUUUGAAAAUGUCAUAGGCACAUUGAAGUGCUGGAAGACAGCAGAGAAAUUAAUCUUGUUGAAAUUCUCAAUUCCCUGUGAGCAUGAGCCAAAAUUUUUGAAAAUAAUCAAAUCAAAAGAAGAUUUGGAAAGACUUUGACAUGGAAUCAGGGUGGUCUAAUGACUUGUUUGAUCACUUCAAUUAAAAUACAGCUAAUCUGAAAAUACAGAAAAUCAGAAAACAUUACUCUGUGUGUAGUGCAUCAAUGACCAGUCUGAAUUAGAUCUAAGAAACAUGUGGGUAAUGCCAGAAAUUCAGGGAGUGACUGCCUGCAUGGAUUUGAAUGGCAAGAGGAGCAGUGACUGCAGAUACUAGAAGCGGCAUUUAAAGACAUGGUCAAAGUGAAAAGAGAAAUCUGAACUAUCAAUUUUCUCACAGCUGGCAAAGAAUGUGACUUUCAUUUUCUAUCUGUUGAAGACCUGUGGAGGGAAAGCAUUGCUGGAAAUAUUUUUCCAUGAUCAUCUGCUUUUAGAUGCUUAGGAACCUUCAAUAUUUUUGAGUGUAUUCUUUUAUAAGGCUUCUCUUUCUUCAGAACAUCUCUACCUCCACAAUUUCAAUUACUGAACCUUAACUCUCUUCUAUGAGACAAGGAAUUGGAAAGUUUUCAUGUAUUGUGAAAUUAGUAUGAGUGACAUUUGAUUGCAAUA
Messenger RNA from Zonotrichia leucophrys gambelii, 3039 nucleotides. RefSeq names its product solute carrier family 35 member D2 (gene SLC35D2). Gene Ontology annotation, molecular function: UDP-N-acetylglucosamine transmembrane transporter activity; antiporter activity; UDP-N-acetylgalactosamine transmembrane transporter activity. NCBI's taxonomy places the organism in Eukaryota, Metazoa, Chordata, Aves, Passeriformes, Passerellidae. Gene Ontology annotation, cellular component: Golgi apparatus. The transcript is spliced from 12 exons. The record is from RefSeq and is a predicted model, not a curated record. Bases 142 to 1143 code for a protein of 333 amino acids.